Dermatophagoides farinae (American house dust mite) is the source of this 1817-nucleotide messenger RNA. RefSeq names its product guanine nucleotide-binding protein subunit alpha-13. Gene Ontology annotation, molecular function: G protein-coupled receptor binding; GTPase activity; guanyl nucleotide binding. The record is from RefSeq and is a predicted model, not a curated record. Gene Ontology annotation, biological process: adenylate cyclase-modulating G protein-coupled receptor signaling pathway; Rho protein signal transduction. NCBI's taxonomy places the organism in Eukaryota, Metazoa, Arthropoda, Arachnida, Sarcoptiformes, Pyroglyphidae. Gene Ontology annotation, cellular component: heterotrimeric G-protein complex; cytoplasm.
UUCAUUGAUUCAUUGAAUGGACUUUUUGGGUUAUUUGAAGAAUCAACUAUAUAAUAAACAUAUCAUCACUAAAAUGUCAACAUCAUUGAUUUUUUGAUAAUCUAAUCAGAAAACAAACACAAAAUAUUGAUGUCUGAUUGACAAGUUUGAAAUCCAAAGUUAAAUUUGAUAGUGGUAAACAUUACCACAGAUCUAAAAACAGAAAAAACAGUGUCAUCCUGAUUAUCACUAUCGCUCAUACAAAAUCAUCAUCAUUGAGCGACAAAAAUUUUUUAUUUAUCAUUUCAUUUUGAUUGCCGUCAAUCAAAUCUAUUUUUUCUGACAAAAUGAUAUUAAAUCAGAAAAAGAGAGAAAAAUUUAUCAAAAAAUGGCUCUAUGGAUUUGAUUCAUCCGUGAUCUUUUAAUGAUGAUGAUAAUCACAAUAAUGUGUGUGUGUGUUAAUUGGCUACCAGUGUUUGCACUGUCAAUCAAUCCGGAAGAUUUGAAUUUUUUUGUUUGAUUUCAUCACUCAAACAAAUGAUGAUCAUACCAAGAUGUUGUCGACGAAAAUAUCGUCGUUGUUAUAAAUCCUGUAUUGGUGAUUAUAAUAACAACAAUAAUGACGAUGGUGAUGAUAGUGAUGAUGACCAUUCUGAUUAUUGUGAUGAAAUGAAAGAAAAUCGUCGCAUCGAAAAAUGGUUGAAACAAGAAAAACAUCGUCUCAAACGACAGAUACGAAUACUUUUAUUAGGAACUGGUGAAUCUGGCAAAAGUACCGUACUGAAACAGAUGAAAAUAAUACACGGCCAAAAUUUGGGUGAAGGACAACAACUGGAAGAGUUACGACAUGUAAUCUACUUCAAUAUACUUAAAGGUAUCAAAGUAUUGAUUGAUGCAAGAGCCAAAUUAUCGAUACCAUGGUCGGAUAAAACGGCCGAUAUACAAUCGAAAGCUGAUCUAGUAUUUCGUGCCGAAACAAAUAAUUUGAUUACUUUUGAAUAUUUUUCCCGUUAUACGGCAUUAAUCGAUCUAAUUUGGAAUGACGAUGGUAUUCAGACAACAUUUCAGAAACGGAAUGAAUAUCAAUUGAGCGAUGGUCUACCAUAUCUAUUUCGUAAUCUAAAAAGGAUCUCAUCACAUACUUAUGUGCCGAAUAAUCAAGAUUUGUUACAUGCACGUGUGCCAACACGUACUGUACUUGAAUAUACAGUCGAUUAUAAAAGUGUCGCAUUUCAUUUUAUCGAUGUUGGUGGUCAACGUAAACAGCGAAAAAAAUGGCUUCAAUGUUUUGAUAAUAUGCUCACAUCGAUACUAUUCAUUGUAUCAUCGAUUGAAUAUGAUCAAUAUCUUGUUGAAGAUACUUCGGUAAAUCGUUUGGAUGAAACAUUAGCUGUAUUUGAAUUGAUCAUAAAUUCAGAUUACUUUCAUCAUGCAUCAAUCAUAUUGUUUUUGAAUAAAACUGAUCUUCUAGCUGAAAAACUUAAACAAACAAAAAAAAUAAAACGGUCCAUAACAACAAUGGACAAUAUUCUUUACAAUUAUCAUCGGCCGCAAUUAUUGAAUGAAUUAUAUCCCCAAUACAGUGGUGAUCCAUUCAACCUUCAACAGGUGCAACAAUUUCUUCAAACACUUUUCGAACAACGACGAUCAUAUCGACCAUUAUAUACGCAUUUCACAACGGCUGUCGACACGGAAAACAUUAAACGUGUAUUCAAUGAUGUGCGAGAAACCGUAUUACACGAGAAUAUCAAAUCGAUCAUUAAUCUACAAUAAUAAUUUUUAUUUUAUGUUGAUCGAUUUGAAUUUUGAUUUUCAAGUUUCACUACUUCUACAAAUUA